Molecule: messenger RNA, 5427 nt
Organism: Chlamydomonas reinhardtii
Lineage: Eukaryota; Viridiplantae; Chlorophyta; Chlorophyceae; Chlamydomonadales; Chlamydomonadaceae
Exons: 16
Coding region: 96-4625 (1509 amino acids)
Molecular function (GO): protein binding
Source: RefSeq, a predicted model, not a curated record
CUACAUAACUAUCUUUGAGCACCCCCUUGAACUCCCCCCCAGUUAUCGUCUAUUUCCGGAAGCUUUGGUUCAGACCCAGCGGAAGGGGUGUCGGAAUGGCGGAUCAUAUGUCCUCGGCCUUCGGACAAGCGGCCCAGGCCCCGCUUGGAGGGACUGGCGCAGACCUUCCUCUCUCCCCUCAGUGGAGGCAGCCGUUUGGCAGGGCCACCAGCAUGGAGCCGCCGAUGAAAAGUGCACUGAUCGGACCUUGGGAUGGGAACGCGGGCGGAGCACAGGGCAAGGACGCCGCCGCCGCGUCUAAGGCUCCUGCGGCCUGGCGGGGCCCCGAGGGACCGCCUAACCGUGACGCAAAGUGGCCGGAUAAGGACAGGCCCGAUUAUAACGCGGCCCGGGACCGUCCGGCGCCUACUCGCUGGCGGGAGCGCGAGGAGGACCCCCGCGAUCGCACCAACUGGGAGAACGACAGGUGGGGUUCCGUCGACGAGCCGCGCCGCUGGCAGGACGAUCGCGGUGCAGGUGCGACCCCAGAUCGCUGGGGCGACGCUGCCGGUGGCGCGGGUGCCGGUGCGGGGCGUGGCCGCGGGCGCCCGGCUGAGGUGGACCGCUGGGGCGAGCGCAAGCCCAACAUGCCGCUCGGGGAGCGAGAGUGGCUGCCGGGGAUGCCACCGGAGUCGGACCUGCCCAAGCGCCCUGACCGAUGGGGCGGGGAGGGCGCGGAGCGCCGCCCGGCUGGCGGCGACGAGCGCUGGCGCGCCCCUGGGGCUGCUGGCGGUGGCACGCCGGAGGCUGGCUUCACGUCGACGCAGGCGGGCCGCGGGCGUGGCUUUGCCACCGGGCGCGGACGGGGCCUCAAACCGGCCGGCCCCACCGCUCCGGGCUCUGGCGUGCCUGACCGCUGGGACGCGCCCAACCGCGGUGUCGAGCGGGUGGACAGCGGGCUGCAGGGCGGCGGCAGCCAGGGCGGCACGCGGCGCUACAGCUCGCCGCAGAUGCAGAAGAUCUUUAACAGCCUGCUGAGCGCCAGCCCGGACCACAAGCUGCCCACGCCGCGCAUCAACCCGGAGGUGCUGCUGCAGUAUCCCGAGUACCUGGACGGACUGGCGGCGGAGGCGGCGGCCGCGGCGGCGCAGCACAUGAACGCGGGCGGCAACUCAGGGCCAACCUCCAGCGCGCCGUCGGGCAGCGGCGGCGGCGGGCUGCCUGCUGCGCCUCCGGGCCUGCCCACCUUCAUCAACCACGAGCUUUUUGUGCAGGACAAGUGGGUGUACAAGGACCCGCAGGGCCAGACGCAAGGGCCCUUCGGCCGCAGUGACAUCAUGGAGUGGCUGCAGUUCGGUUACUUCGGCGAGGACUUGCCCAUCCGGGCUGGCGCGCUGGACGCUGGGGUGCCCUUCGUGCCGCUGGGGCAGAUGCUAAAGAUGUGGGAUGCAAUCGAGCGCGGGCGGCCGCUGGGGCCGCCCGGCUUCACGCCCGGCGCCGCGCCGGCGGCGGCGGGCCCCGCGGCCGCGCCGGCGCCCGCGCCGGAGCCUGUGCCGCAGCAGUCCCCGGACCCGCGGCCGUUUGGCUCGGCCGCCCGGUACGAACCGGUUUCCAACCGCACGGACACCUCAUCUCAUGCGCCGUCAUUCGGCGACUGGCAGGACUCCUCGGCUGCUGCCUCGGCUGCUUCUGCUGCUGCCUCGGCCGCCUCCGCCGCGCUGCCUGUUCCGGCGGCGGCGGGCGGCGCGCAGCGCACCUCCUCCCUCCUGGAGACCCUGCUUGGGCGGAAGCUGGCGGAGCCCACGCCCGGCGUGGCCGGCUCGCCGGGGCAGCCUGGCGCAAUGGCGGGCGCGGCGGCGGCGGAUGCGGCGGCUCAGCCCGGCAGCGCGCGGCCGUUCACACUGGACCCGCCUGUGCAGUUGCACACGGCGGGGUCGGGCGGCAUGGGCCCCGGCGGCCUGGGGGCACUGGGCGGCCUUGGCGGGCCCCUCGGCGGGGGGCUGGGCGGCUUUGGCGGCGGCCCCAUGGGCCCUGGCGGCAUGGGCGGGAUGGGCCCCGGCGCGAUGGGCCCUGGCCCAUGGGGCGGCCCGCUGGGCGGCCCCGGCGGCCCCAUGCCGGGUGGCUCUGGCGGUCCCAUGCUUCCCGGAUGGGGCCGUGAUCACCUUGCAGGGGGCUACGACCCGCUGCGGCGGCCGGACAUGCACCCCGGCCUGCCCGGCAUCUGGGGCGGCGCACCGUUCCGGCCGGAGGGCCCGCCCCUCGGCCCCGGCUUUGCGCCCGGCCCCAUGCCCGGGCAGGAUAUGCCCCCGCCGCCGCAGCAGCAGCAGCAGCAGCAGCAGCAGCAGCAGCAGCAGCCCCAGGCUGAGCCCGCUCAGGCACACCCGCCGUCGCCGGGCCCGCAGCAGCAGCAACAGCAGCCCCAGCAGCAGCAGCAGCAGCCGUCGGCGUGGGGCGCCGCACCCCAGGCGGCGCCUGCGGGCCGCAGCCUAGCGGAUAUCCAGCGGGAGCAAGCGGUAGAGGCGGCACGGCAGCAGGCGCUGCGGGACCAGGCAAUGGCGGCGCCAGCGCCCGCGCCUGCCGCGCCGCCGGCGCCAGAGCCGGCCCAGGCGCAGCCGCACGCGCAGCCGCCGUGGGGUGGCGCCGCGCACGCGGGCACCUCGGCCAUUCCCCCGGGACUUCCGCCCGCGCUGCAGCAGAUCUUCGCUGCUGCCAACAAGGCCAUACCGGCACCGGCGCCAGCAGCGGAGCCGGCGGCGCCGGCUCCUGAGCCGCCAGCAGAGCCAGCCGCGCAGGGUGGCAAGAAGAAGAAGACGCCGCAGCUAGUGCUGCAGGACCAGCCCAAGCCGGCUGCUGCUGCUGCUGCUGCUGCGCCGGCGGCGGAGGAGUCAGCGGCGGCGCCGGCGCGGCCGGAGCCAAAGCUGGCGCCGUGGGCGUCGGCGGCGGUGCAAAAGCCGCCCACCGCGGGCCUGACGCUACGGGAAAUCCAGAUGCAGGAGGCGGAGGCGGCCGCGCGCGCGGCUCGUGCCGCUGCCGCCGCUCAGGAGGCCGCGGCUGCCUCCGCUGCGGCGGCCGCCGCGCCGGCGGUGCCCGCGGGUGCAUCGCCGUGGGCGAAGAUUGCGGCCGCGGGAUCCAACGCUACGGCGGCGCCUGCGCCACCGCCGCCUGCGCCGCCCGCCCCCAGCGCGUGGCGGCCGCCCGCCCCCGCGGCGGCGGCGGCGCCUGCGGUGGCGGCGCCCUCCGCGUCCAACGACACCAGUCCCUCCCGCAAGGCGGUGCCGCCCUCGGCCACCGCCAUCGCGCCCGCGGCGCGCGGCGGCCGCCCCGGCCCCGCCGAGCCGCCCGUGGGCGUCACCGGUACCGCGCCGCGCGGCACCCUGCUCUCUGAGCUUCUGGACAGCAAGCUCAGCCCCGCGCCGGCCACAACGGCGCAGCCCAAGGCCUGGGGCGGCGCCGCCGCCAAGCCGCCGCCGGUGACCAACCUCCGCACGGUGCUGUACGAGGAGAGCGCGGCGGAUCUGGAGGGCGGUGCCGCGGACGAGGACCUCGCCGACGUCCUGGCGCUGUUCCAGCAGAAGCACGGGCAGCAGCAGCCGAUGCCGGCGCCGGCGCUACCCGCGCCGCCCGCGCUGCAGCCGCCGGCGCAGGCCGCGAACGGCGGCUGGGCGGCCGCGCCCGCGCCGCCGCCGGGCCCCACGCUCCGCGACAUCCAGCAGCAGGAGGAGGAGGCGCGGCGGCGUGCCGCGGCGGCGGCGCCGCCCGCGGCGCGCGCGGCCUCCAUCCCGGCGCCGCCGCCGCCCACUGCGGAGGACGAGGGUCUGUUCUGGGACUACGGUCCGGCGGCAGGUGCCCCGCCGCCGCCGGCGCGGGCGCCGGAGCCGCCCAAGCCCGCCCUGCCCGCGGCGCGGCACGCGACGCCACCGCCGGCCCUCGGGGCAGCGACUCCCCGCGGCGGCUGGGCGUCUGCCGUUGGUGUGGCCAACGCGGCGCCAGCGCCGGUCCCGGUGAGCAUGGCCUCAAAGAUUGCGGCGGCGCCUGCGGCUCGGCCGGCACCGCCGCCUCCGGCUGCGAAGCCGGCGACCCCGCCGCCGGCGCCGCGGCAAGCUGCUGCGCCGGCGCCAGCGCCGGCGGCCUCGACAUCGUACGCGCCUGCAGCGGCGGCCGACGACGGGCUGUUUGACGGGGAGCUGCAGAUGUCGCCGGAGUUCAAGUCGUGGUGCCGCGGCAAGAUGGUGGAGUUCUUUGGCAACGACGACCUGACGCUGGUGGCGUUCCUGUACAGCAGCUGCACCAGCCGCUCCGAGGUGGCGGACUACUGCCAGGAGUACAUGCGCGGCAAGCCCAACGUGUCCACCUUCGUGGCCGAGUUCCUCAAGCGCAAGGACGCGGACGUGGCGGCUCGCUCCAAGGCCUCAAAGGGCAAGGGUGGCGCCGCGGGGGCAGGCAAGGCCGGACCCGCGGCGGCCGCGCCAGCCGGCAAGGCCGCUGCCGCCGUGAGCGAGUGGCAGAAGGCGGCGGCGGCGGCGCCAGCUGCGGCGGCGGCGCCGAAGAAGGGCGCGGCGGCGGGCAAGGGGCAGCAGGGGGCCAAGAAGGUGGGCGGCAUCACGGCAACCAUCCCUGGUUUCUCCCUGCUCUCAGACCGGGCGUAAGCAGGCACGGUACCUGCGUGCUGGCGCUGGGGGAACGGGCGCCGCGAGUGCGCGUGCGCCGGAGCUAGGGCCGAAGGCGCGCUGGCCUCUCAAUUUUCCUGUGGCCGGCUGAGGGGCGGAAGUCCUCCCCGGUGGAUUACGGGGAGGGCAGUUUUGCGCUGCCCGUAGCUGGGGCCGACGUCGGGCGUCGCGGAGGACACACAGGUAGCGCCGCUAUGUCGUGUGCCGGUGCAGGGGUAGGGCGUGCGUGCGCGGUUGGCGGGACAGGGAGGAGAACGUUUAAGGCCUUUGGCGGCGGGAACGGCGAGUCAGAGCAGGCUCGGCGGCUGAGGGACGAAGGCAGUGAGCAAGUGGAAUCGGGCUACUGUAAAUGGCGUGAGUUGCCGUCCGAACAGCUCUGCUUGCGUGUCCAAGCUCGGUGGUUCACAACUUGAUGGCAUACACCGAUACACAACAGAGGUCAGGGUCCAGCUCGGAUGGGGGCGUUUGGAGAAAUGCAAGAGCAGCAAAGGGGCUUAGGGGCGGACUGGAGGGCCUGGGAGGGCAAGCAACGCGCGACGGCCGCGUGUGAACAUGUGCCAGCGUGCGCAGCCUCAGCCAAAGACCAGUGCACCAGGACAUGACACGCUGGGGGGCCGCACCUGAUCGACGCAUUGCUGAUGUUUCUAGCAAAGCUGCACAUCGGCUGCGUCCACAUCUCACUCUGCAGUUGUACUGAGUAACGUUUUCCUGGUCCCUGCCUGCACUUUUCGCCUGGUGCGCGUGUUGAUAUUCCAGUGUGUUGCUGUAAUCAAUAAGCCAA